Molecule: messenger RNA, 1857 nt
Organism: Rotaria sordida
Lineage: Eukaryota; Metazoa; Rotifera; Eurotatoria; Philodinida; Philodinidae
Source: the annotation of a GenBank genome assembly
AUGGAGACUAAUACGGCUGCCAAUUUUAAAGCACGAUUACAACGUUUAAUUGCUUAUCAAGAUGUACUUACAAAAAAUAAUCUUUUAGCACAACGUUCUUGUGAUCAAGAAUUUAGUACUUUAUUAACAUUUCACAAUGAUCUUCGUCGUAAAUAUGUUGAUUUACGUACAUAUAAUGAUCAACUUAAUCGAUAUAUUGAACAAAAUCGAUUAGAAUUAGCACGUAAAGAUAAAAAAAUUCAAUCACAAAGUUUACAAAUUCUUCGUUUAACUCAAUAUAAUAAACGAAAUAAUGAACGUUGUACUCAAUUACAACAAUAUUUAGAUCGAAUAAAAGGUACAAUAAUUGAACAAAAUACUUAUAAUCAAUUAUAUGAUAUACUUCGAAAUUCUCUUAUGUCGGAUAGUGAAAUAACAACAGAUUUAUCUGAUAAAAAUUGUACCGGUGAUGAAAUUAAUGAUGAUGAUGAUAAUUAUUCACAUAUACCUAAAGUUGUUAGUCAAUCAACAGGUAUUAAUCAAAUAAAACGAACAAUUAAUAAUAAUGAUAUUGAUUUAAAACAUAAUAAAUCUCCUCCAACUGUUACAACAACUCCUUUCAAUAAUGAAUCAAAAACUAAUCAAUUAUGUACAUCACCAAUACCUGUAUCAUGUCGACGUUCAUUAUCAAUUCAUAAAAGACCAAAACAAAAAAUACGAAAACCAUCAAAAGAAUUUCUAAAUACAAAAUCAGAAGAAUCAGAAUUAAGUACAGAUGAUAUAUUUUGGUCAAAACAUAAUGAUAAUGAUCAUCAUCAUCAUCAAGUAUUAUUAUCAUCUAUAAAUCCAAUAUUACCAAAAUUAACAAGUCCAUCAAUGGAACAAAAAAUUUUAUCACCAUCAACACCAAUAUCAAAUCUUAUAAUCAAACCAAGUCCAUCUAGUCUUACUAGAUUAUAUACAAAAACACAUAAUUUUAUUUCAAGAAAUAUUCUUAUACCAGAAACAUGUUGUGUAUGUCUCAAACGUAUACAUUUUGGUAAAUUAGCUUAUCGUUGUCAAACAUGUCAUGCUCUAUGUCAUACGGGUUGUAAAGAAAAUUGUACAACACUUUGUUUACCAAAUAUUAAAACACCAAAUCAUGGUGCUGUAUCAAAAUUUAGUCCACGAGAAACAAAUCAAUUACAAAUACCUGCUUUACUUAUACAUUGUAUUAAUGAAAUUGAACAACGUGGAUUACAAGAAGUUGGAAUCUAUCGAUUGAAUGUUGUUGAAAAUCAAAUAAAAGAACUUAAAGAACGAAUACUUAAAUCACGUACAGGUUUAUUUGAUUUAUCACAUUAUAAUGAUAUACAUUUAAUUUGUGGUGUUAUUAAAGAUUUUCUUCGUUCAUUAUCAGAAUCAUUAUUAACAGAUAUUUUAUGGAAAUCAUUUGCAUCUAUAAUUGAUGAAGAAUUUGAUUUAAUAAAACAAGAAAAAUUUGAUUUACUUAUUCAACAAUUACCAAAACCAAAUCGUGAUACAUUAGCAUUUCUUAUUGUUCAUUUACAACGUGUUGCUACAUCACCAUUUUGCCGAAUGCCUAUAAUUAAUUUAAGUCGAAUAAUGGGUCCAGCUGUUAUUGGUUAUUCAUCAAAACAUAUAUCUGGUAUUGAUCUUGUUAGUGAAACAUAUAAACAAACGAAAAUACUUGAAUUUUUUCUUAAUAUGUCAUCUAAUUAUUGGAAUAAAUAUCUUGAAAUUAAUAAUAAUAUAUCAUUAAUAUCAAUGAAUAAAAAUCAAAUUGGUACACCUGUUCUAAUAAAUGAACAUCAUUAUCAAACAACACCUAAAAUAACUUAUCCAGCUCCUUCAAAUACAUUUUUUUCUCCAAUUUAA